CCGCUCGCCGGGACACGCCGGACGUUGCGUCACGGGCGGCGGAGGCCGCCGGGAGCCGGGCCGGAGGUGACGCCGGACGGAAGCGGGGCUGGGAGCGGGCCAUGGAGGCGGUGGCGGAGGAGCAGCGGCAGCAGCUGCGCAGCCUGCGGGACUUCCUGCUGGUGUACAACCGCAUGACUGAGCUCUGCUUCCGGCGCUGUGUCUGUAACCUCAACUACCGGCUGCUCACCGGGCGCGAGGAAUCCUGCCUCGACAGCUGUGCCUCCAAGCUGGUGCACUCCAACCACCGCCUCAUGCGCUCCUACGUGGCGCUGAUGCCGGGCAUCCUGCAGCGCCGCGCGGCCGAUUCAGCAUCCCAAGACCCGGCACUUCCUGCAGCCCCCCCCGACCCCCCAGCGGCUCCCAGAACGGGCACAUAGCAGGUGGGUGGCCCCAGGAUGGAUCCAGCACCGGGAUGGAUCCAGGCCUGGCACUGGGCUGAGCCUGCCCACACUGAGCCGGAGCUCAUGCUGCUCCGGACCUGGCCAUGCGGGUCUGCAGCCUCCAUCAGGAUUGGGAGCCUCCAUCAUUAUCAGGAGCCUCCAUCGGGAUCAGGAAUCUCUCAGCAGCUGCCAGGAGUGUCCAGUGGCAGCGGGAAGGGGACGGCAGCGCCGGUGCCUCCAGUGGGGGAUUCCCAACCAGACUUGGUGCUGGUGGCUCCGCGCUGGGCUCUGGCUCCAGCCCCAGGCCUUGGAUUCUCAGGAGUGUUUUCCUCGUGCUAAUAAAGAGUCUCAUCCCCAA
Messenger RNA from Pezoporus flaviventris, 780 nucleotides. It is a transcript of the gene TIMM10B, whose product is annotated as translocase of inner mitochondrial membrane 10B. Bases 102 to 419 code for a protein of 105 amino acids. NCBI's taxonomy places the organism in Eukaryota, Metazoa, Chordata, Aves, Psittaciformes, Psittacidae. Gene Ontology annotation, cellular component: mitochondrial intermembrane space chaperone complex. The record is from RefSeq and is a predicted model, not a curated record. The transcript has 3 exons.